AUGCCGCUUGGAAGGCUGCUUCACCUUGCCAUUCUGCAGCUUGCUGCUGGAGACGGUCCUCCUCCGGUCGAAACCGCCGCAGCCUGCAACCCUUUCAAUGCAUACCAGUAUCUUCGAGUCUCAAGCGCCUGCUGUGUCAGUCACGGAAGCUGUUCGUCCAGCUGGGACCUCUACGAGGUGGAAGUCUUCCAGAGGAACGGAGGGAUCACCAGCAAGAUCAAUCCUCCCGUCGUCUCCGACUCGGGGGUCGGGAAAGGGAGAACGGCGUCCUUGGCCGUGAACAACAACUUGCAGGACUACUGGGAGGGCGACUACGACGUAGGUCUCAGCUGCAGCUGCUGGGACGAGUCGAAGGUGGGCGGCCAGUGGAUGGUUCUGGAUCUGGGGGCGCCCCUCUCUGUGAACAUGAUCCGGAUUCAUCAAGGCGGCUGGGGCAAUGAGUUCGCCGUGUCGCAGGUGCAGGUAGAAUGCUCGAACUCCCUCGAAAGCUUUCCGGACCCCGCGCUGCGCUUCGAAGUGUCUAAGGAAACCACGACCCUCGAAUGUAACUCCACCAGUUGCGAGAUCACGGAGUGCCGUGGAAGUAGCUGCUCUUUCGCCUCCUCCUGCGAUGCCGCGGCCCUGAGCUCGAAGGUCGUGAGCUCGGCCCAGUUCGGUGUACUGGCAAUGGUGCUGGCACUCUCGACUUAG
Symbiodinium sp. CCMP2592 is the source of this 690-nucleotide messenger RNA. Lineage: Eukaryota; Dinophyceae; Suessiales; Symbiodiniaceae. The record is from the annotation of a GenBank genome assembly.